CCGACAUUUCAAUCUCUAACUCUCUCUUCCUACAUAAUUCUCCCCCCUCAGUCCAUCUCAUUUGGAGUCCCGGCGUUUUCAUCGACUCUGCAUCCAUUGGUCUCUUCCCAGAUCGUCACCAUGCAGCGCGUCCUCUCAUCCACACCGCGAACCGUCGCUCGCCAGACGAGAAUACGACCGGCUUCGCUGGUCCAGCAACGAUUUGCCCACAAGGAGCUCAAGUUCGGCGUUGAAGGCAGAGCUGCUCUGUUGUCGGGAGUCGAGACACUGGCCAAGGCUGUUGCCACGACGCUGGGUCCCAAGGGCCGCAACGUGCUGAUCGAGUCCAGCUAUGGCUCGCCCAAAAUCACCAAAGAUGGUGUCACGGUAGCCAAGGCCGUUCAGCUCAAGGACAAAUUUGAGAACCUGGGCGCAAAGCUACUGCAGGAUGUCGCCAGCAAGACCAACGAGGUUGCUGGUGAUGGCACAACCACCGCCACCGUGCUCGCCCACGCCAUCUUCUCCGAGACCGUCAAGAACGUCGCCGCCGGCUGCAACCCAAUGGACCUGCGCAGAGGUACCCAGGCUGCAGUGGAGGCCGUUAUCGACUACCUGCGAACGAACAAGCGCGAUAUCACCACGUCCGCCGAGAUCAGCCAGGUCGCAACCAUCUCCGCCAACGGCGACACGCACAUCGGUGGUCUGCUCGCCACUGCAAUGGAAAAAGUUGGCAAAGAGGGUGUCAUCACUGUCAAGGAGGGCAAGACGAUCGAGGAUGAGCUCGAGGUCACCGAGGGAAUGAAGUUCGACCGCGGCUUCAUCUCGCCAUACUUCAUUACGGAUACCAAAUCGCAGAAGGUUGAGUUCGAGAAGCCAUUAAUACUCCUCUCCGAGAAGAAGAUCUCUGCUGUUCAGGACAUUGUGCCAGCUCUCGAGGCAUCCCAGCAGCUGCGCAGGCCUCUUGUCAUCAUUGCGGAGGAUAUCGAUGGUGAGGCGCUCGCUGUCUGCAUCCUGAACAAGCUCCGUGGACAACUUCAAGUCGCUGCUGUCAAGGCGCCUGGCUUUGGUGACAACCGCAAGAGCAUUCUCGGCGAUAUCGCUGUCCUGACCAACGGUACUGUCUUCACCGACGAGCUCGAUAUCAAGCUCGAGAAAGCCACCCCAGACAUGCUCGGCUCCACUGGAUCCAUCACGAUCACCAAGGAGGACACAGUCAUCCUCAAUGGCGAGGGUACCAAGGACAUGGUCACCAACCGUUGCGAGCAGAUCCGCGGAGUCAUGGCUGACCCAACUACCAGCGAGUACGAGAAGGAGAAGCUGCAAGAGCGUCUUGCUAAGCUCUCUGGCGGUGUUGCCGUCAUCAAGGUUGGUGGUGCUUCCGAGGUCGAGGUCGGCGAGAAGAAGGACCGCAUGGUUGAUGCCUUGAACGCCACACGCGCUGCCGUUGAGGAGGGCAUUCUUCCAGGUGGUGGUACUGCUUUGCUCAAGGCUGCUGCCAACGCCCUCGGCUCCGUGAAGACCACCAACUUCGACCAACAACUUGGUGUUUCAAUUGUGAAGAAUGCCAUCACUCGCCCAGCACGAUCGAUUGUCGAGAACGCCGGCCUCGAGGGUUCCGUCAUCGUUGGAAAGCUCAUGGAUGAGUUUGGAAAGGACUUCAACAAGGGUUUCGACAGCGCGAAGGGAGAAUACACAGACAUGAUUGCCGCCGGUAUCCUGGAUCCAUUCAAGGUUGUCCGUACCGGUCUUUCUGAUGCAUCUGGUGUUGCAUCGCUCCUCGGUACCACAGAAGUCGCCAUUGUCGAGGCUCCUGAAGACAAGGGACCAGCAGGUAUGCCUGGAGGCAUGGGCGGAAUGGGUGGAAUGGGUGGUGGCAUGUUCUAGAUGCCUUACGCGCUCGAUUUCGACCGACGUCGCCCCAUUCGACCUCCUUCUACCUUGAACUCUCAUGAUAUAUGAGUGCGAGCCAUGAUACCCAUGCCCGACUGGAAAUGCCGGUUUUGUACAAAAACACGUUAUAACUACUACACUUUGUGCUCCUCAGCACAUUUGCACAGAGGAAGAAAAGAGCAGUUCAGAAGAUUAUAAUCUCCACUCUGGAAGAGGAUACCUGUUGCAUUAGCGGCGCAUAGCACGGCCUUUGCUAGCCCGUGUAGAUGGUGCUGGAGAUGGAUGUGUAUUAUAGUGUCACUGAUAGCGUUUGAAAAGUUGUAAAGAAGCUCA
Sphaerulina musiva SO2202 is the source of this 2202-nucleotide messenger RNA. Its product is annotated as heat shock protein 60, mitochondrial precursor. Gene Ontology annotation, biological process: apoptotic mitochondrial changes; protein import into mitochondrial intermembrane space; mitochondrial unfolded protein response. Gene Ontology annotation, cellular component: mitochondrial inner membrane; mitochondrial matrix. NCBI's taxonomy places the organism in Eukaryota, Fungi, Ascomycota, Dothideomycetes, Mycosphaerellales, Mycosphaerellaceae. Bases 121 to 1863 code for a protein of 580 amino acids. The record is from RefSeq and is a predicted model, not a curated record. The transcript is spliced from 2 exons. Gene Ontology annotation, molecular function: protein-folding chaperone binding; ATP binding; ATP-dependent protein folding chaperone.